Schizosaccharomyces osmophilus is the source of this 189-nucleotide messenger RNA. Its product is annotated as 40S ribosomal protein S30. Gene Ontology annotation, biological process: translation. Gene Ontology annotation, molecular function: structural constituent of ribosome. NCBI's taxonomy places the organism in Eukaryota, Fungi, Ascomycota, Schizosaccharomycetes, Schizosaccharomycetales, Schizosaccharomycetaceae. Bases 1 to 189 code for a protein of 62 amino acids. Gene Ontology annotation, cellular component: ribosome; cytosolic small ribosomal subunit. The record is from RefSeq and is a predicted model, not a curated record. The transcript is spliced from 3 exons.
AUGGGAAAAGUUCACGGAUCGCUCGCUCGUGCAGGAAAGGUAAAAUCUCAAUGUCCGAAGGUUGAGAAGCAAGAAAAGCCCAAGCAACCCAAGGGUCGUGCUCACAAGCGUCUUGUUUACGUUCGCCGCUUCGUUAAUGUUACCAACAUGGUUGGUGGCAAGAGAAGAAUGAACCCUUCUUCUGCUUAA